CUUUACCUUCAUCGGAAUUAACGGAAAAAUCCAUUGAUGUGGUCGAGUUGCAUGUGCAGAUAACUGGAAAUUGUUGAACAGGAAUGGGGAAUAGUCCUAGCGCCCCUCGUCUACUGGGAAAUGAAUACUAUUCUUACGAUAUUAAACUUAAUAACGGGGCUAACAUUAGCGUGUCAACAGACAGAAGUACUUUGCCACCACGUUGGAAACUCGUGUACGACGUUGACGGAAUGACUUGUACACUUUCCAUAUUAAAUACUCCCGACGGAAAAUUAGGUCCUGAUACGUUAUUCAUCGCUGUCGAAGAUUGUACAACAGUUUUUCUUCUUCAGCGACUUGAAAAAUUCGACAUAGAAGUGAUUAAAACACCAACAAACGGUCUUCUUUCCUCAAUAACUGAGUACAGGAAUGUAUUAAAAUAUGGUCAGACAUCGAGUGGCGGGGUAACAACUGAGAGGUGGGUAUAUGGGUGUGGAACCAGGAAAGGUCUUUUGGUUGUGCAGAGCAAGAAGCAAAGCAACGAAAAACAAUCCUACAUGGUUACCGUAGCGCAUUAUUACGUGAAUAGUGAUAGUAAUGGAAUUGGUGUAGACAUAGGUUUUUCAGUUGUGGUGAAGAUUGGAGUGGUUAAUGGGCAAUUAGAUUAUAGCGUAGAUGGUCCUGUGGAACACCCUUCUUCUGCAUUACUUUACUUGAUUGAAGAAGUGUGUCGAACAGGGACGUGGAAGCCUUCUGCAUGCCCUCAUUGCAAGAAUAUCCAAUCGCAACAGCGUAGAUUGCUUCUAUCUGAGAGUGAAGACAGCGAAACCAAUCUUCCAACACUACCAUCUUAUGGAGGCCAACAAUAUGCAUCAAAUAAAGGACGCUUCAAUGGCGAUGGCAUCGGUAGUAUGAUUCGAGCAAAAAAUGUUAACUUCAAUAAAUGGUGGAGAUAACUUAUGCAUGCCAACGACUCUCCUUUUAUAUUGUGUCAUCCUGCUAGUUGCUUUUCAUAUAGCCUCGCUGAUAUAUAUAUAUAUAUAUAU
Vigna radiata var. radiata (mung bean) is the source of this 1025-nucleotide messenger RNA. RefSeq lists its product as uncharacterized. Bases 84 to 935 code for a protein of 283 amino acids. NCBI's taxonomy places the organism in Eukaryota, Viridiplantae, Streptophyta, Magnoliopsida, Fabales, Fabaceae. The transcript is spliced from 2 exons. The record is from RefSeq and is a predicted model, not a curated record.